AUGUUUGCAAAUGUAGCUAAACGACAAAUUUUCCAAGUUUCCUUCUGCUCACGGUGUCUCCUACGCCAGAGGAUACCACCACUAUCAUUUCGUGCCAAUCUGACCCUGACAAGAUCAUUAAAACCUUCCUCAUUUUCAUUCCCCAGCAAAGAUCAACCUGUGUCUGAUUUCAACGUGACCAAGCUUACACAUGGCAAGACAGACCUUGAAAUAGCGCUUACGGAGAGAGCAUCGAAAAAGUUGUGUCAAAUUGCAAAAGAAGACAAGAAUCCAAGAACAGCUUUACGCAUACUUGUUGAAAGUGGAGGAUGUCACGGAUUCCAAUACAAUUUAAAUUUGACUACUAUAGACGACGCCGUAGCUGAAAAUCCGGAAAUGUUGGUUUUCCAGCGACAGACUGACGAUGGUGUUGCAAAUUUGGCUAUCGAUGAGUCCUCGCUCGAAAUUCUUCAAGAGUCGAAAAUCGACUAUACAAAGGAGUUGAUAGGAAGCUCAUUCAAGGUGGUUGAGUCGCCCUACACGUCCACCGAGUGUGGGUGCGGAGCAUCGUUCGACUUUGACUUUGACAAGUUGGAGAAGAAAAAGCAACAGAAGAAAUAG
Messenger RNA from Meyerozyma guilliermondii ATCC 6260, 600 nucleotides. It is a transcript of the gene ISA2, whose product is annotated as Isa2p. The transcript has a single exon. Gene Ontology annotation, molecular function: 2 iron, 2 sulfur cluster binding; 4 iron, 4 sulfur cluster binding; iron ion binding. Gene Ontology annotation, cellular component: mitochondrion. Gene Ontology annotation, biological process: iron-sulfur cluster assembly. The record is from RefSeq and is a predicted model, not a curated record. The coding region runs from base 1 to 600 and encodes 199 amino acids. NCBI's taxonomy places the organism in Eukaryota, Fungi, Ascomycota, Pichiomycetes, Serinales, Debaryomycetaceae.